Wyeomyia smithii (pitcher-plant mosquito) is the source of this 1636-nucleotide messenger RNA. Its product is annotated as protein croquemort-like. The record is from RefSeq and is a predicted model, not a curated record. Gene Ontology annotation, cellular component: membrane; cytoplasm. The transcript is spliced from 4 exons. Gene Ontology annotation, molecular function: scavenger receptor activity. NCBI's taxonomy places the organism in Eukaryota, Metazoa, Arthropoda, Insecta, Diptera, Culicidae. The coding region runs from base 85 to 1599 and encodes 504 amino acids.
CAUCUUAUCAUUGAUUCCUCAAACACCUGAAAUCGACGCUCAAGUUUAGUCUUGAAAAAAAACGUUAAUAAUUGACAUCGUAUCAUGGCAUUUGCUUGUUCGACUAAAGCGAAACGUUGGUGGGCUUUCAGCACCGCCGGGAUAGUUUGUAUUGUAGCCAUAAUUCUUGGUGUGGUAUGGCCCAUAGCAGUUCGCAAAGAAAUAGAGAAAGAAUUUCUCCUAAAACCAGGCACUCGAAUAUAUGACAAUUGGAAAAAUCCGCCUGUCAACAUAUACCUUGAGAUUUAUCUCUGGAACUGGACCAACACGAAUGACUAUCGAGAUGCAGGGUAUAAACCGCAAUUGCAACAAUUAGGCCCGUAUACGUUUCGAGAGAUACAUGAACGAGAUGAUCUGCUGUGGAACGAUGAUUUUACAUUGACUUUCUAUCAGCGACGCAUUUGGCACUACGAACCUGAACUGUCUGCUGGGGAUUUGGAAAAUGAUAUAGUUGUUUCAGUUAAUCCUGUAUUGUUGACAGUUGGCUACGCUACGAAAGAUAAUCCUUUACAACCUUUUUUGGAUGGACUUAUCAACGCGAGUUUCGAAAUAAUAAACUCUCCUUUCUACGUGGUGCGCGCAAAGGAUAUUUUAUUCGAUGGAUAUGACGAUAUGUUUUUAAAAGCGUUACUCAAUCUUGCCGAACAAUAUCCGCAACUCGUUGAAGGCAUCACUCUGCCACCAUAUGACAAAUUUGGUUGGUUCUAUGGCCGUAAUGAUAGCAAAAUCUACGAUGGAAAAUUCACCAUUGGAACGGGAUUGGACAGAUGGGAAACUAUGGGAAUGAUGCAUCGUUGGAACGGAGUUAGGCAAACAGAGUUUUACCGCGGCGAAUGUGGUUUAGUUCAUGGAUCCACAGGGGAACUUUGGCCUCCUUUUCAGGACAUGCGAUCUAAUGUCAGUGUUUUUUCACCGGAUAUAUGUAGUGCAAUGUCCCUUGAAUUCGAUGGUGAAAUUAGUGUACAUGAUGUGAACGGUUAUAAGUGGAAAGGUAAUGAGAGGCCGUUUGAUAAUGGCCACCGAUAUAGCGAAACCAAGUGUCAAUGCACUGCACCAGAGGAGAACUGCCCUGUGUUGGCACCAGGUGUUUUGGAUGUGUCGCGCUGCAAGUGGGGUGCCCCAGCAACUGUUUCCUACCCGCACUUUUACCUAGCCGAUGAGAAGUAUUUGGAUGCAAUCGAUGGAAUGCAACCUAACAAGUCACAGCAUGAGUUUAUACUUGCACUGGAACCACACACUGGAGUAGCACUUCAAGUGAAAGCUCAGUUACAAGUCAAUCUAGCAAUUGAACAUUACGGAUUGACAAUGCUCAAAGAUUUACCCGAAGUGAUGCUGCCGAUUUUGUGGUUUUGUCAAAGAGCUGAUAUUUCGGAGGAUCUUGCAAGUGAUUUGAAGCUGCUUCUUAUUCUGCCGGAUAUCGGAAUGUACAUUGCUAUCGGCCUUGGCAUCAUUGGUUUGAUCAGUUUCACAGCUGCGUUGUAUUGUUCGCUUAAGGUUUGGAAAACAUCGAAGCAAGAGCCUGAGUGCACACGAGAUAAGACAACCGAAACGAUUGAGUAGAAAUGAUGUUUUUAUAAAAAUAAAUCUGUUUGUACAU